This is a messenger RNA of Alternaria metachromatica, 666 nucleotides long. RefSeq lists its product as uncharacterized. The transcript has 2 exons. The coding region runs from base 1 to 666 and encodes 221 amino acids. Lineage: Eukaryota; Fungi; Ascomycota; Dothideomycetes; Pleosporales; Pleosporaceae. The record is from RefSeq and is a predicted model, not a curated record.
AUGGAAUCGGCCGGCUUGCAGCUUCAUCAAGCGAAGUCUCCGUUUCAGUUCGUGGUCGAUCAUGCGGAGACCUACCUAUUGAACCGCAUUCGGAGUCAAGAUGGCUACUUGGACAUUUUCCCAGCAUUCAUCAACAAGCUUGUUGAUGUUCUUAUGCGCUUCAAUCUACCUGAUGACAACGUCAUUGAGCUCCGGGAACAGUACAUCUUGGAUCUUGUCCGAGCCGUCGUAGCCACUACCCCGCGUGACCGACUCAGACAAGGUCUUGCCAUUUGGAUCAAGAAAUAUCUGGUAGCGGCUUAUCCCCGGAUUGUCGACCCAGAAAUUCCCCUUUCGGACGCUCUAGCUGGGGCAGCAGCAGUCGGCAACUUCAAAGCUGUCGCACACUUCUUGAACCACACCACGGACUUCCUCGAACAGCACUUCGGCUAUCACGUUGAUCAUCUCCCUAGCGUACUUGAAGCCGCAGCUAGCACAGGCAAGAGUGUAAUGAUUGAGUAUCUGCUUGCCAAAGUGAAGGUGGGUUUGGAGACGGACAACGAAAGCUGCAAGCAUUACGCCCCUGUCCACGAUUACUCUAAGACCACAACCGAGUGUAAGUGUGAAGACAAAUUCUAUGUCAUCAUAGAAGCCAUCAAGGCAACCAUAAGAGGUACUAUAAAGUAA